AUGGACUGGAGUAAGCUGAAACGUUUGGAUUUAAGUCUCCCAUCAAAUUUAUUUCUGGAAACCUUCCGCGGUGAGCUGGACGGUCUUGAGUCGCUUGUCCUACGCCAUACGUCUGGGUUUUGGGGUGACGAACAGCCGUUGUGUGCCUUUGACGCAACUGGGGAUGAACUACGACAAAAUUAUUCCUCCUUCAUUGCCGCGCUUCCGCAGUUGCGCGACUUGAGCAUCAGUGGCAUGGGUCGACCGCUCAACAUGACACCCAUCUUGGAGACCCACGGCGUCAGUUUGGAAAAACUAAGUAUUCACGAAUUUGAACAUGACUGCAGAUAUAACACUGGAAACGCUACCUGGGUACGGCCGGUUCUGAGUGUAUCAGAGGUAGAAGAAAUCAUUCUCUCGGCUCCAAAUCUCAAAGAGCUUACGCUGGAUGUAUACCGAAGCUCCAAUAAAUGGCCCAAUACUAUACUCAAGACACUGGCCAAGUUUCCUCAUCUUGCCCAACUCACUCUGAACCUUGACCUAGAGGAUCCCAGAAGGUCCAAAUAUGUAGAGUGGUGCUCCAUGAAAGAAUCGGUCCGUGACAAAUAUUGCACCAUUAACAAGCUCAUGGAACCACAGUUGAAUUAUACGACAGCAGAGAAGAUAUUCCAGACCAUACGACAAUAUCAAGCUGGCACCAAACUCCGAAACCUUACGGUUUCUGCUGGUGACUUUGGAAGGCGAGUAGGAGGCGGCCUGAGAGCUAUCCCUAACCAUGAGUUGAAUAAACCAGUGCUAUAUGACUGUUGGAUGGAAGAAAAUAUCGUCAAAUGUAGAGAUCGACACUGUGAUGGGUUCGAUGAUGAUUUGUUUCUCUGA
Molecule: messenger RNA, 858 nt
Organism: Talaromyces marneffei
Lineage: Eukaryota; Fungi; Ascomycota; Eurotiomycetes; Eurotiales; Trichocomaceae
Exons: 1
Coding region: 1-858 (285 amino acids)
Source: RefSeq, a predicted model, not a curated record